Molecule: messenger RNA, 2632 nt
Organism: Aphis gossypii (cotton aphid)
Lineage: Eukaryota; Metazoa; Arthropoda; Insecta; Hemiptera; Aphididae
Gene: Klp64D
Product: kinesin-like protein KIF3A
Exons: 9
Coding region: 602-2482 (626 amino acids)
Biological process (GO): microtubule-based movement
Molecular function (GO): ATP binding; microtubule binding; microtubule motor activity
Source: RefSeq, a predicted model, not a curated record
AUUAUUUUUUACGUGACAAGAUAAUUUGUCUUUUGCCCCAGGGAAUUGAAAAAACUUAAAAGUGAUUAGGUUAAAAUAAAUAGAGUUUGAACGCAAUUUAUAAUAUGCAUAACAGAUUUAAUUUUAAUUCGUGGUCCGUAUUCAAAGGUGCUAGUCGAUUAGGUAUUAUAAAGUUGUGCUAGGUCAGCAACACUUUCACUUUCGCCUUAUGCCCUUAUCCGUUAGUAUUAUUGUGACUUGUGAGUUGUGAAUUGUGAUAUCAAACAUUAUGAUAUGAAUGAUAUGAUUCAUACAUAAAAAUUUAAUACAAUUUGUGAUGAAACUAUAUCAAAUACCGCUACCUUAGAAUUUAGAAUAUACCUAUUAUACGCUAUAAUUUAUAAUAGUAUACCUAUAAUAAACAAUAAUUAAUUUUCAAUCUUAAUAUGUUUUUUAUAAUAGUGAAUAGGUACUAAAUAUAUAUACAGGUAACAGUAUUAUUAGAUUGGGUUAAUACUACUCAUUGUAAAUUGAAAACUGUUAUAACAUAACAUUAAAUUUAUAGUCAAUUACAGAAAAUAUUAUGUUCUAAGUAUAAUCACAUUUACUAAAGCUGAACACUAUGGUGUACAGCGCUGGAGAAAUAGAAAAUGUCCGUGUCGCGGUACGUUUGCGACCUUUAAGCAAAAAAGAGAAAUCUACCGGUUGUGUGCCUGUGGUUGUGGCCGAUUCUGAGAAUGCAGCUGUUUUUGUGAAAAAUCCAAACCCAUCACAUGUUGGUCCUCCGAAGACUUUCAUGUUUGAUUUGGUAUUUGAUUCUGAUUCUAAACAAUUGGAUGUGUAUAAUGAAGUGGCACGACCAAUUGUUGACAAAGUUUUCGAUGGUUUCAAUGGAACAAUAUUUGCUUAUGGGCAGACUGGUACAGGCAAAACAUUUACAAUGGAAGGAUCUCUUUUAUCUCCAGAGCUUAAUGGAAUAAUUCCUAAUUCGUUUGCUCAUAUAUUUGGCCAUAUUGCUAAAGCAAAGGAAGAUAUAAAGUUUUUGGUUAGUGUUUCUUAUUUUGAAAUCUAUAAUGAAGGUGUUUACGACUUGUUGAGUAAACAUGUGUCUACUGAGUUGGAAGUAAAAGAGAGACCAGAUGUCGGUGUGUAUGUGAAAGAUUUAUCAACAUAUGUGGUAAAUAAUGCAGAUGAUAUGCAUCAAUUGUUGAUGACUGGAAACAAAAAUCGUGCUACUGCUGCAACAGCUAUGAAUUCUGAAAGUUCUCGGUCACAUGCAAUAUUUUCAAUUACCAUAGAAACUAGUCGACCUGAUGUAACUGGAGAGUACCAUGUUAAAGUUGGUAGACUUCGAUUAGUUGACUUAGCAGGUUCGGAACGACAAUCAAAAACAGGUGCUCUUGGUAUAAGAUUUAAAGAGGCAACUAAAAUUAAUUUAUCUUUAUCAACUCUUGGAAAUGUAAUUUCUGCGUUGGUUGAUGGAAAGUCUACUCACAUUCCAUAUCGGAAUUCAAAACUCACACGUAUAUUACAAGAUUCUUUGGGAGGAAAUUCAAAAACUGUUAUGUGUGCUACCGUGGGGCCAGCCGGUUUUAACUAUGAUGAAACUAUUAGCACUUUACGAUAUGCUAACCGAGCCAAGAAUAUUCAAAAUACAUCCAAGGCUAAUGAAGACCCUAAGGAAGCAUUGCUCAGACAAUUUCAAAUGGAAAUUGAAGCUUUGAAAAAGCAAAUAGACGAUAGUAGUAAAGGUCUUAGUGAAGCAGACGAUGAUGGCGAAGAUGAAGGAGAAGAAGAAGGGUUGGUUGUUGGAGCUUCUGAAGAAGUAGCUAAUGCAGUGCAGAGCAAACGUGAAGAAUUGGAUGCAGCACGUCAAGAAAUGAUUAGGUUAAAGGAGAAACUGGAAAAUAUGGAGAAAAAAAUAAUUGUGGGUGGUGAGAAUCUAUUAGAAAAGUCUGUGGCACAAGAAAAGUUGUUAGAAGAUUCAGCAAAAGAACUAUUAGAUAGAAAAUCUAGACAGAUGAAUUUAAAUAUGCGUUUACAAGAAGUGCAAGCAGAAAAAAUGGACACUGAAGAUAAAUACAGUGGUUUGCAAGAAAGAUCAGGAGCAUUAAGUAAGAAAUUAAAAAAAUUAUCUGCAGCCAUUUUAGCUGUUAAAGAAGAUCUUAAAGAUACUGAAGACGAGGGCAAAAGGGAAAUUGUGGAAUUAAAACAAAUUCUCAAACAGACAUCUAAGGAAUUAAAGAUGCAAGAAGUUAUUAUUGAGCAUUUUGUUCCUGAUGAUUACUUGGAACUUAUAAAAAAAAAUUCAUUCUGGAACGAAGAAAUUGGAGAAUGGGAACUAAGAUGUGUAGCAUAUACCGGGAACAACAUGGCAAAAGAAUUGCCUAAUGACGAAGAAAUUACAUUUGAGACUCGUAGACCAGAUUUUUCACACGUUUAUUUGACUUACAAAGACAAAGCACAGACAAGAUCAAAAUCAAGAACUGGAAAACGAAUUUGAUUAUUUUUCAUUGUUAACAAAAUCCUAGUCAUAUUUUCUUAUUUUAUGUGAAUAUGUAUCGCCACAUGCAUAUUUAAUAUUACUUAUUCAUUUUUAUUCACCAUUUGUUUAAUUUUGUUAUUAAAGAAGUAAUUCAUUUUUUAUACAGUA